AUAUUUUGUUUGUGGCAAAAGAAAAGAAGGAUAUUUUGUUUAUUAUGGCCAAACAUUUAGCACGCAUUCUGAUAUAUGGCACCCAAUCAGUGGGCAGAGCCUUUGUCAAGGCUAUUCGCCAGGAAAUUGAAGCCUCCGCAGAGGCUGCCCGGUAUCAUCGAGCGGUUAACGGGCGAUCCAUAAAUAAGGACGAUCCGCCCGUUAAAGGAAUGACCCUAGGUGAAGCCCAACAGAUACUGAAUGUGUCAAAUAUCGAGGAUCGCGAUCAAAUUGAACAUAAUUAUACGCAUUUGUUUAAAGUGAAUUGUAAAUUAACCGGUGGCUCGUUUUAUCUGCAAUCAAAAGUAUUUAGGGCCAAAGAGCGUUUAGAUCAAGAGUACAAAAAGAAACUAAACAAGAAAAUUGUCCCCAACAAAGAUGAUCAACUUGAAAUGAAGCAGGAUUCGCAAUAAACUGAUGACAGUUCGAUAGAUAUACAUACAUGUAUAUAUAUAUAUUUAUAUAUAUUGUGAUGUGUUUUUCUCUGCGCGUUUUCUUCUUGUCUUUAGAUAAAUUAUAAACAAGUGUGUUUGCGUAUUGGAAUUAAAUAAAGAUCUAGGUCGCACAAUGUUUUACUUGUAA
This is a messenger RNA of Drosophila willistoni, 621 nucleotides long. Its product is annotated as mitochondrial import inner membrane translocase subunit TIM16. Bases 45 to 452 code for a protein of 135 amino acids. The record is from RefSeq and is a predicted model, not a curated record. The transcript has a single exon. Gene Ontology annotation, biological process: protein import into mitochondrial matrix. Gene Ontology annotation, cellular component: TIM23 mitochondrial import inner membrane translocase complex. NCBI's taxonomy places the organism in Eukaryota, Metazoa, Arthropoda, Insecta, Diptera, Drosophilidae.